AUGAGUUAUUCAACCAAAUCCUUCAUUAUUUUUCAAGAAAUUUUAUUAUUAUUACUAAAUAUAUUUUUACAAAGUUCUUAUGUCAGUACAAAUGAAAUUGAACUUCGAAAAUUAUUGUUUCAUGAAAGACCAUAUGAUCGACGAGUUUGUCCGGAAGCAGGCAUCACUAAAGUUCAUACGAAUUUAAUUUUACUUCAAAUUGAAAGUGUUGAUGAAAAAGCCCAGGUAGUGACAAGUAAUGUUCAAUUGAUAUGUGCCUGGUGUGAUCCAUAUAUGUCAUGGAAUGUUAGUCGUUACAAUAUAACAGAGCUUUCUGUUAGUUCAAAUUAUCUAUGGACACCCGAUGUUGUUUUAGUCAAUUCGGCCGAUGGAAAACAUUCACGCAAUAGAGAACACUAUGCAUUGAUUCUACGACAUGAUGGUUAUGUUCGAUUCAUGUUUCAAGAUUUAUGGAAAACUAUUUGUAAAGUUCGUUCUACAUAUUUUCCAUUUGAUCAACAACAUUGUACAAUAAUAAUUCGUAGUGGCUCACGUGAUGGUCACUCAGUUAAAUUCAUUCAACGACGUCCUAUUGUAGGCCAUUCAUUUAUUCGUGGUGAAUGGGAAUUACUUAAUUCUUAUACAGAAAUAGCUGACGAACGUAUAUCUGAUUUCGGUCAAGCUGAUUAUAGUCUUGUACGAUUUUCAUUAAUAUUAAAACGUAAUCAUGUACAUUAUUUAAUAAAAAUUAUCUUGCCAUUUGCACUAGUUUCAUUUGUAACAUUAUUUACAUUUUUAUUACCACCGCAAACAGGUGAAAAAUUAACUUUAAAUGUUACUAUACUACUCUCAUUAGUUAUUUAUUUGCAAUUACUUAGUGGAUAUAUACCAAAAUCGGAUGAUGAAACGCCUAUAUUAACAUUAUUUUGUAAUGCAAAUUUCUUUUUAGUUGUUUUAUCAUGCAUUAUGACUGUUUACGUUUCAUAUUUAUACCAUCGGCCAACAACAUCAAAUAUAGCAUGUGUACCAUCUCAUAUGAAAAUUAUCUUACUUGAUUACUUAAGCCCAUUGGUUUAUUGUAAUGUAAAGAAACAUUUGAAAACGCGUCGAUUAGCAAAAAAACAUGAAGCCGAAGAAAAACGACCCAGGAGAUUAAGUAGUAUUGAAAAACGUUUAUGUAAUUUGUUUACGUUUAAAACAUCGAUUCAACCAGCUAAUCAGCAGGCUGUUGAAUUACUUAAAAUAUUACAACAAGUAAAAGGUCAUAUACGUGCAAAUUGGUUACUACCAUUAAGCACUUCUAAUGAACAUGAUACUAUUAAUGACCGUUUAAAAAUUGACAAUCGACAACGCUUAGAUGAUUGGCAACAUGUUGCGCUAGUACUCGAUCGUGUUUUCUUUUUAUUAUUUGUUAUAGCUAUGCCAUGUACUGCUCUAUUAUUUAUAUUUCCUCAUUCAUCUGUUGGAAAUAAUUUACGUUCAAAUUUAACAGACACUAAAGCACAAAUAGCAGAUGCAAAAUGUCAUUUACUUUAUAAACCAACUUUAACAUGA
Rotaria socialis is the source of this 1533-nucleotide messenger RNA. The record is from the annotation of a GenBank genome assembly. Lineage: Eukaryota; Metazoa; Rotifera; Eurotatoria; Philodinida; Philodinidae.